This is a messenger RNA of Acipenser ruthenus (sterlet), 3309 nucleotides long. Its product is annotated as bridging integrator 2-like. Bases 607 to 2214 code for a protein of 535 amino acids. The record is from RefSeq and is a predicted model, not a curated record. The transcript is spliced from 11 exons. Gene Ontology annotation, molecular function: phospholipid binding; protein binding. Lineage: Eukaryota; Metazoa; Chordata; Actinopteri; Acipenseriformes; Acipenseridae. Gene Ontology annotation, cellular component: phagocytic cup; podosome; plasma membrane. Gene Ontology annotation, biological process: plasma membrane tubulation; phagocytosis, engulfment; podosome assembly.
UUGAAUUGUACCAAUAUAUUUAUUCAGCGAGAUGUCCAAGUGAAUUAAAAGACACAGAAAAAUAACCUGCUGAUUUGUCAGCCAUACCGCGAAUAAAAGGAACUGGGAAAUAAAUAAUGAACUCCAGCUGAACACAGUUGUAAAGAUAAUUUAGCAGCGGUCUCCGGAGCACAUGAAAAAUCAACACAUUCAAUAAUUAAACAUGCAUACCUACGUUAGUUGAAAGAACAAUCUGUUAUCGUGUUUUGCGAUCUGCAAACCGCCAGGUUACCUCACCUCCCGCAGGACUGUCUGCCAGGUGGUUUUUAAAACUCAACCGACGACUCUGUGUAUUACAGUAAAACGACUUUAGUCAUUUUAAAUGUUUACUUCCUUUUAAAAAAAAUUGCGCAAUAAGUCAUUUCUUGUCUUUAAGCUUCACCCGGCGAUCGCUUGUGCUCGUCGUUAUAAUGAACGCCGCUCCACUGUAAGCCUUCAUUCAAACACACGUACUACAGCUGGGCUGGAUAAUUCACACGCUGUGUGCGACUCGGAGUCGAGAGAAAAGGGUAAGAGAGAGAGAAAAAGCGAGGGAGGGAGGCAGAGGAAGACGAGCAGACUGGAAACAUGGCCGAGAAUAAGACGGGCGCGGGAGCGGGGCUCUUUGCCAAACGAGUCCAGAAACAACUGAGCCGAGGCCGGGAGAAGGUCCUGCAGAAGCUGGGGAAGACCGUCGAGACAAAGGACGAGCAGUUUGAGCAGUGCUCCCAGAGCUUCAUCAAACAGCAGAAUGAAGGCAGCAGGCUGCUCAAGGAUUUAAAGUCUUACUACAGCGCUGUGAAAGGGAUGCACGAUGCCUCCAAGAGGCUGUCCGAGUCCCUGCAGGAGGUGUACGAGGCGGACUGGGAGGGCAGACCCGAGCACAAGACCAUCAUGGAGAGCGAUGACCUCCUGUGGAAUGACUUUGAGGAGAAGCUGGCUGACCAGGCAGUGCGCACCAUGGAGACCUACGUGAGCCAGUUCCCCGAGGUCAAGGAGCGUGUUGCGAAGCGCGGCAGGAAGCUGGUGGACUACGACAGCGCCCGGCACCACCUGGAGGCGCUCCAGAACAGCAAGAAGAAAGACGAGGCCAAACUCAGCAAGGCAGAGGAGGAGUUCAAUAAGGCGCAGAGCGUGUUUGAGGAGAUCAAUACUGAGCUGAGGGAGGAGCUGCCAGCACUCUAUCACAGUCGGAUUGGAUGCUACGUGACGGUUUUUCAGAACAUUUCGAACCUGAGGGAUAUUUUCUACAAAGAGAUGAGUAAGCUGAACCAUGACCUGUACGAUGUGAUGACCAAGCUUGAGAUGCAGCAUUCUGACAAGGUCUUCAUCAUCAAGGGAGUAUCCAGUAACAGAGGUUCUGUGAUGAUCUCGUCUCCGAUCCGUCCCGCCAACCCGUCCACCUCCUCUGAGGUCAGUCCGGACCAGAGCCAGAGCCAGAACCAGAACGGGCAGGACUCUGUCUCCUCCAGCACAGAGGAGCAGAACCAAGGCAAUGAAACCACCGAGCCCAGUGAGACAAGAGAGCCCGGCGCUGAUCAACCCAGUGAAGCCACAGCUCCCAGUGAGACUGGAACCAGUGAAGCCACAGCUCCCAGUGAGACUGGAACCAGUGAAGCCACAGCUCCCAGUGAGACUGGAACCAGUGAAGCCACAGCUCCCAGCGAGACUGGAACCAGUGAAGCCACAGCUCCCAGUGAGACUGGAACCAACGAAACCACAGCUUCCAGUGAGACUGGAACCAACGAAACCACCGUAUCCACUGAGCCUGGAUCUAGCGAAACCACAGCUUCCCUAGAGACUGAACCCAUUGAGGUCACAGCCUCCAGCUCAGCCGACCCCCUGAAUGAGAACGCAGCCCCCCCUGAUGAGUCUCGACGCAGCGAGGCCACCCCCACACACCCAGGGGAUGGUGCAGACACCCCACCCAGUGAGGAGCCGCCUGCCUCCGUGCCUCCGGUCUCCAACCCUGCCUCGGAGAGCCAGGAUACCCAGGAACAGCCUCCAGAGGCUGGGCAGAGUCCCCCAGUCUCCCCUGAGGAGAAUGAGGAAGGAGGGGAGGACGAGGCUCAGUCUGGCUCUGAACCACGGCAGAGUUCAGGGGCUGUGGAGGGAGACGGGGCCAGAGAGGAGAGGGAGGAGGAGGAGGAGACCGAGGGAGGCGGGGGGGCUGUCUCCGGAGAGCAAGAGAGUUGAGGUAGAAAGAAAACAACGGCUUCCUCCUCCUCCUCCUCGCUCACACCAUGAACUAACUAACAGUGCGCUCUCCAGACCGCACUGCUCACACAUGCACGCAUGCAGACACACACGCACACCUCUGCUCAGGCCCUGAGCUAACCCCCCCCCCCCCCCCAGGCCCACUGGAUCAGGCUGAGUGACUGCGUCUCAAAGCUCCCCUCUUUCCCCCGUGCGUUCAGCCAGACUCCACGCAGCUUGGUUUCAGCUUGCUUGAUGCCUAAACUCACCCAAGCGUGGCAGCAUCAAACUGCGUGGAGAAAGAGCACUCCACACAGUGCAGUGUAGUGUAGGUAAGAGAUAACUCAGGAUCUGAGAGCCAGCCAAUUCAAUACAGUCUAGUGUAGAGAACUCAUUACUGUACUGGGGAUCUGAGAGCCAGCUAAUUCAAUACAGUCUAGUAUAGAGAACUCAGUGCUGUACUGGGGAUCUGAGAGCCAGCUAAUUCAAUACAGUCCAGUAUAGAGAACUCAGUGCUGUACUGGGGAUCUGAGAGCCAGCAAAUUCAAUACAGUCUAGUAUAGAGAACUCAGUGCUGUCCUGGGGAUCUGAGAGCCAGCAAAUUCAAUACAGUCUAGUAUAGAGAACUCAGUGCUGUCCUGGGGAUCUGAGAGCCAGCCAAUUCAAUACAGUCUAGUGUAGAUAACUCAGUGCUGUCCUGGGGAUCUGAGAGCCAGCUAAUUCAAUACAGUCUAGUAUAGAGAACUCAUUGCUGUACUGGGGAUCUGAGAGCCAGCUAAUUCAAUACAGUCUAGUAUAGAGAACUCAUUGCUGGAGAUCCGAGAGCCAGCUAAUUCAAUACAGUCUAGUAUAGAGAACUCAUUGCUGUACUGGGGAUCUGAGAGUCAGCUAAUUCAAUACAGUCUAGUAUAGAGAACUCAGUGCUGUCCUGGGGAUCUGAGAGCCAGCAUGUUGAUGCAAUUUAGUGUUUAAAAUGUGGUACUAUUAUCAAACUGUGAUUUUUAUGUUUAAAGUUCAGCUUUUGUGACACAAAUUUUUAAACAUACUUUUUUUAUAUACAGUAUAAAUGUAUGAAAAAAUAAAAUACAACUGUAA